Molecule: messenger RNA, 1825 nt
Organism: Apus apus (common swift)
Lineage: Eukaryota; Metazoa; Chordata; Aves; Apodiformes; Apodidae
Gene: DCUN1D2
Product: defective in cullin neddylation 1 domain containing 2
Exons: 7
Coding region: 620-1354 (244 amino acids)
Biological process (GO): protein neddylation; positive regulation of ubiquitin-protein transferase activity
Cellular component (GO): ubiquitin ligase complex
Molecular function (GO): ubiquitin-like protein binding; ubiquitin conjugating enzyme binding; cullin family protein binding
Source: RefSeq, a predicted model, not a curated record
CGUCGUGGCGGUGGGAGCUCUCCCGGGAAAGGGGGUUCGCCAGGGGUGCUUCCAACCGCAGCCUCCGCGUUUUCCUUGGGAUUUGCGGUUGGGUGUCCUUCCCGUUUCCAGAGGGCUUUCUAAAACGCCGGGUAGUCGCGGCUUGAUGCGAAGCACCGCGCCUUGUUUGGGUUCUGUUGGCGAGAAGUCGCGCUGGAAAGGCGGCUUCGAGAGCUUCCCCUGCCCUGCAGGGACCGCGAAGGUUCCGCUGCUCAGGGCAUGGACCGCAGCAGUGGGAGGGAGCUACACUUCACGCAGGGUAGUAGGUUGGGCAGUCCGAUGCGUUUCUGAUCUCCUGGUUUCUUCACGUAACCCGGUGUUUCAUUUUGAACCUAGAUCAUCUCCCUAAAUGCCUGGCAAGAAAAUGCUGUCUUUUUAACUGCAGAAGAACAAGGCUUUGUCUUCCUGUAAUUCUGAAGUGAAAGUUGUCAUCAACGAGAAAACUAAAACCUUUAAAAGAUAGGCGUUAGUAGUAGAAUGCUGAAACAAACUGCUGGAUUAGCUUCAUUGGCUUUCCUGCUUCUUUUGCAUCCCAAAGCAUAAGCUUAAAUCGUCUCAGAAGGACAAGGUCCGCCAGUUUAUGGCAUUUACCCAGGCUGGUGAAAGGACUGCUAUAUACUGCUUAAUGCAGAAUGAGUGGAAACUAGAAGUGGCAACAGACAACUACUUCCAGAACCCAGACUUGUACUACAAAGAAUCCAUGAAAAAUUCAGUAGACAGGAAGAAAUUAGAACAACUGUAUAAUCGAUACAAAGACCCACAAGAUGAAAAUAAAAUUGGCAUUGAUGGGAUUCAGCAGUUCUGUGAUGAUUUAAACCUGGACCCAGCCAGUAUCAGUGUUCUGGUUGUAGCAUGGAAGUUCAGGGCAGCUACUCAAUGUGAAUUCAGUAAAAAGGAAUUUGUUGAUGGCAUGACAGACUUGGGGUGUGACACCACAGAAAAACUAAAAGCUCUAUUACCAAGACUGGAACAAGAGCUAAAGGAUCCAACAAAGUUCAAAGAUUUUUAUCAGUUUACUUUUAACUUUGCUAAAAACCCUGGACAAAAAGGUUUAGAUCUAGAAAUGGCAAUUGCAUAUUGGAAUUUAGUUUUGUCAGGAAGGUUUAAAUUUCUUGAUCUUUGGAAUAAAUUUUUGUUGGAACAUCAUAAAAGAUCAAUUCCAAAAGAUACUUGGAAUCUUUUGUUAGACUUUGGAAAUAUGAUUGCAGAUGAUAUGUCCAACUAUGAUGAAGAAGGAGCGUGGCCUGUUCUUAUAGAUGAUUUUGUGGAAUAUGCACGACCAGUAGUCACAGGAGGAAAACGUAAAACUUCCUAACCCCAGACUUGUCAACAUGGACUAAAGGUGCACUCUGAACUGCAUUAGGUAAUGAAGAUUUGUUGACAGAUAGCUGCACAUCGUUGCUGGUUUCAGUGGCUGUGAGGAGUUUCUACACACAAAACUGAAGUUCUUCCUUUCAGCCUAAAGAAAAUGGUGGCUGACUUGUGGACACUUCAAGAACAAACUCAGUCCAGGCUGUUUGUAGGCUACUGGCUUCAAUUGUUAUACUGAUUGUAUCAUAUAGGAUGUAGAUUUUGCAUGUUUUUAUACUCUGGGGAAGUUUAACUAGAGGCCAUUUUAUUAAAGUUUUGACAGCACAGCAUGCCAUUCAGUUCAUGAUCCAAAGUGAACACCAGCAGUUACAUAAAUAAAACUGUAUUAUAUUGUACUUAUAUUAAAAGCAGUAUUUGUGGUAUAUAAAUUAAAUCCCUAAAUAAAACUUAUGAGCUAUGUUGUAUUUUUAUAAGA